Messenger RNA from Dermacentor andersoni, 2208 nucleotides. NCBI's taxonomy places the organism in Eukaryota, Metazoa, Arthropoda, Arachnida, Ixodida, Ixodidae. The record is from RefSeq and is a predicted model, not a curated record.
GUCGUCCUGAUAUUAAUAGGGCACGCAAGAACGGUUAAGCGUUUCAGUUACUCCAGACCAACCACGCGCUAAAACACUGAGUCGGGAUAGCAGCCCAACUUCGGAAUUCAAGCACGAUCACCGCUUCUCUAACUUUCGCAAAGAUGUCGACGCUGCUGAACCCGAUCAAGCUGCUCGACAACAUCGAACAGCACUGGGACCCUCGCACCCGGCACUACGGCAUGGUGCUCAACCCGUGGUUUGUGUUCCCGCUCAUCUUCUUCUAUGUGUACUUUGUCCGCUUCGCCGGUCCCCGAUGGAUGAAAAAGCGCGAUCCUUUUCCCAUCACCAACCUGGUGCGGGUCUACAACGUGGCCAUGGUAGUGAUGAACGCCACUUUCCUUUACCAAGUGCUGCGCAUCACGUACCUGCCCGGAGGUAGCUACAGCCUGUGGUGCCAGGGCGUGACGGGCCGAGCGGACGGCGCGUCGGCGGCCGUCUACCAGUCGGGCUGGUGGUAUCUGCUGGUGCGCUACGCGGACUUCUUGGACACCGUCUUCUUCGUGCUCCGCAAGAAGUUCAACCAGGUGUCGCACCUUCAUGUCAUCCACCACGUGCUGGUGGUGUUCAACGCAUGGUUUUGGGCCAUGUUCGCGCCCGAAGGCCAGCCCGCGCUGGGACUCUGUAUCAACACGUUCGUGCACGUGGUCAUGUACUCUUACUACUUCCUUUCCACGUUUGGGCCUGAAGUGCGCAAGCACCUCUGGUGGAAGCGCUACCUAACCCAGCUGCAGAUCAUCCAGUUCGUCGUGUUCAUCUUCCACAUGUCGAUCCCGCUCUUCGUCGACUGCGGCUUCCCCAACAUGUUGGCGCCAUUUGCCAUCGCGCAGGCGGCGUUCGUCCUGGGCAUGUUCAUCAACUUCUACUACCAGACCUACAUCAAGCCGAGGAAAGCGCAGGCGGCUGCGAAGGACGUCGCAGGAGCCGCUGCCAACGGCAAGGGGGUCACAAAUGGGACGACGCACACGCUAAAGAGAGACUAAAAACUGACCUAGUGAUUCAAGGGACUGUGUGACAAAGUGCCAGCUGUUCGCAGCGAGCAGAGCUCGCAAGUGCUUAUGUCAAACUUGCGUAAAUAUUGAAACGUGUGGCGAGGAUCACCUAACGUACGUAUUUACGAGAAAAACUAGUGUUGUGGAAGUAACACCAUCAGAGUCGCCCUUCUUGCGUGUUGAAACCUGUUAUUGUUAAACUGUGUAACUAAGCAUUGGUAAGGAACCUAAGCCGUCAAGUAGGAGUCAAAGUUCAUACACGAUAUUUAUAUCGUGCAUGAAUGCAUGUAUGAAAUAUAUACAUAUUUGAGGUUUCCUAUUCGUGUGCUAUCGUGAAGAAAAAUUACCUGAGAGAGUAGUUGUGCACAUGCAAGAACUCAGAUCAUUUCUUGUAUCUUUUUCCUGGAAUUUUAACUUUGUGUCCACCAUUUCAAAAACAUGUUGUCUGGGCUCUUUUAGCAAGGACAUCCGUCAGCUUCACUAGAAUAAAUUCGCUCAGGAAUCAACCCAACCAGUCAAAUAAAUGCGAGGAAUAAACAUACCCUCAAUUGCAGCCUACAACAUCAGCAUACCGGCGUAUGAAACGUGCAUGGCAUCAUCCUUCUUUUUGUGUUUGUGUUUGUGUGUGUGUAUGUGUGUGUCUGUACAAGCUAUCAUAAUUAUCAAAGUAAGCGUUCUUAAUAUGACUGUGGUUAAAGCAGGUCAUUAUUUAUGUCAGUCAGUGUUAACUAUUACCGCUGCAAAUAUACAACGUUCUGGAUAAUGAACUGUGAGUCAAGUUUACAAUUCAUUUGUGUCAGCCUUGUGCAAAGCUGAGACAUGGCCCACUGCGUUUUUGUUUUUGACUCUGUACUAGUCAUAUCUGUUGAGAAACAGACGUGUCUGAUGUAACUGUUUGUGUGAAGCGUAGAUGAAUUCCUUGGAACAUGCAUUUAAAUUCGGAAUUAGGAUUAUUCGUCCAUUUCGGUGCUUUUAGAAAUAGCCACCUGACGUAAAUCCUGAAUUUCCUUACUUCUAGCACGAAACAAGUGUAGAGCUUGGUAACCUGAAAUGUGUACGGAGCGACAAAUUUACGGGAUUAAGUGCGUAUGAUCACUGUGUUUCGAACACUGUAGUAGCAUGCGUGAAUUUGUGUGCAAUGUGGAGAAUAAAUGCCAUUCGUUUGUGUUUGCCAUGA